Molecule: messenger RNA, 8303 nt
Organism: Acanthochromis polyacanthus (spiny chromis)
Lineage: Eukaryota; Metazoa; Chordata; Actinopteri; Pomacentridae
Gene: cited1
Product: Cbp/p300-interacting transactivator, with Glu/Asp-rich carboxy-terminal domain, 1
Exons: 2
Coding region: 868-1437 (189 amino acids)
Biological process (GO): regulation of DNA-templated transcription
Cellular component (GO): nucleus
Source: RefSeq, a predicted model, not a curated record
CCUAUUUAACUUGUUUUGAAUCUGGUUUGCAUCAAAGUUUGAUAAUUUUAUAUUUCCUUUUGGUCAUUUUGUAUCAUAUUUUGGCCGUUUCACAUCUCUUCGGUGCCAUUUUGUGAUUAUUUCCCAUCUCUUUGGUGUCUUGAUUUGGCUUUUUUGUGUCUCUUUCUAAGAUCUGUGGCACAGCUUUCCAAAAAAGCAGUAUUUUAUACUGUUUGCUGCCUGUCUUACCACAUCCUGCCUUUUAAAACCUGAACACUGAGGAUAUUUUAAGUGAGUCCACUGUGGCUUUAAUGCCAAUUAAUACUUGUUUAUAAAUCAGUGGGUAAAUCCAGUAAUAUCUAAUAAAAGAAAACAGUUUAUACUGUUUUGAGUGUGGUAAGACCAAGAAAAAAUGUGUAUUGUGUGUAUAAAAUGCCUGUAAAUGCUAAUUUAUUAUUAUUUAUACGGAUCUGAUGUCCUUCUAAACUGAUUAUUUAUCCAAGUUUUCCACCUUUUAAUGACAUUUCUGUGCUGUUUUAUUAUUAGUGUUUUGUUUUUGUCAGACUCCAGCAGCUCCAUCCAGAUCCAGUGAUCCAGUCCCUGGUUUGUGGAAGCCCAGGGCUGUUCACUCUCACACCAGGCUGGUCGGUGAGGAGCCUGAGACACACAAAAUGCUUUUUAUUCAGCCACAAGCUCAUUGAGGAGCUGACGAACCCUCCGGAGUCUCAGUCAGCUCCGUCUGUUCCAGCAGCUCUUGGUCCUCCGGCUGCAGCUCACUGGCUUUUUUUCAAUCCUCACCUCCACAACACACUAUUUGGACAGUUUGAAUCUACUUUUGUAAACUCCAGUUUCGGCUGCUCUUCUCUCAGACUCUGGAUUUUCCUGGUGAUGACCUCACUGCUGUUCCCUGGCAACGCCCACGCUGCGAUGAAGGACCUCUCCUCCUCCUCCUCACCUCUUACCUCCCUCCUCCACUACCCAUCCUCCAAGACCUCCGUCGUGCCCUUCUCUCCGUCCGCCGGUCCCGUCUCCUCACCCGGCUCGCCGCUGACCUCGGCGCCGCUCUCUAAACCUCAGCCGUUCUGCCUGCAGACGGGGCCUCACCUCAUCGCCAGCAUGCAGCUGCAGAAGCUCAACUCACACUACCAGAACCUGGCUGGCGCCGCCACCGGACACCCAGCGCCCGGCGGGGCUCAGAGGGGCUUCGGUGCCUCACCGCUGGGCACCAGUAACCAGCUGCUGGGGCCGACUGGGACUCUCGGUGGAGGCGGGAUGGGCAUCGGCAUGGGGAACCAGGGCUCCGGCGCCGGUGGAAUUAUCGACUUUGACCCGGUGGACGAGGAGGUCCUCAUGUCCCUGGUGGUGGAGCUGGGUUUGGACCGAGCCAACGAGCUGCCGGAGCUCUGGCUGGGGCAGAACGAGUUUGAUUUCAUGUCAGACGUUCCGGCCGGAUGCUGACCUCUGAACAGCAGAAACUGACAAAGAGAGAGGAGACGUCUCUCCCUGUUUGUUUUUUCUCUUUCCUCCUUUUCUUGGUCGAUAAAACGAGGAAACACAAGAGAUACUGAGUGAUAAAGAGAUUAGAGGCAAACUCUCAUCUCUGUUUUGCUUUCAUACUCGUGGCAGGCUGAUGGAAGAAGCAAACACAGCUUGCUUUUGAUUUUUUUGUUGUUUUUUUCCAAUGGAGUUCUUUCAAUCAGUGCAUUUUCCUUUUCCUGUGAUGUAACCAGAGGUGCUCAUUCAUAUUUCCCCUUUUGGUAGAACAGUCAGACAAACAUUAGCGUAUGAACAGAAACUAGGAGUGGAGGACUGCUGCUCCUAUCCUCUUUCCUCCGUCACUCCAUCACUGGGGCUUAAUGAAAACGAGCUGACUGACAUGCAAGGGGCUGACGGGGACAUCUGAGCCCCUCUCUUGGAAACAAACUAUAAAGACAGUCGGUAAGAUACACCUGUUGGACCGGCUCCCCUCUUUUCUUAACACCAGCGUUUAAGGAAAAUGAAAAUGGGAACCACGGCUUUAUGGGAGAUUUGCAAAGGAUGGCAAACACUGCGCUUCCUGUUUUCUUAAUAGACAAUAUUAGACUCUGGUCUCAUGGGAAAGAGACUCCUGUCUGUUGGCUUCACAAAGAAACUGAUUGUCUAAGAACUGGUUAUCUCAAUGUACUUCUCUUUCUUUUUUUUGUUUGAAUUUAGUUCAACCAGUCGUAUUCAUAGAACAUGUUAUUUAAGACAGCGGCUGAUAUCCAUCAGGAGUCUGGACAAGGAGAGCUUCUGUGGCAGCUCUGCUUUUCUGAACAUAAUGAAUUAGAUCAAGAAAUGUGGAAUCUUUGGGGCCUGAAUGGAGUAAAUUGUGUCUGGCUGUGGUCAUGCAAGUCGCCACUACAUGUGCAUGUUUUGUUUUCUGACCUGCGGUGUCAGUGAUCCCAGGUUUCAAUCGGCUUCACACGCCCUCGGCUUUUUGAUGUUCCUGCUCUGUCACUUUGAUAUUUGUGUCAAACAUUUGGUUAAGAUCUGCAGACUUUAUGUUCCUGAUCAGGAGGCGUCAUCUGUUUUCUUAUCAAACGCUGCUGUUUGCACACCUUUGACCAGCCGUUUGCAGAGUUUGGACCAAAAUGAAGUUUCGUAGAAACUAGCAGCUAAUGCAUUAGCAUAGUUUCUGCUAAUUCGUGCUGUUUUAUUGUCUUAUAAAAGAUGCAUUGCGCCACCUGGCAGCCAUACUGGAGGUCCUUUGCUUCAGGUUUUCCUAAAAAGCUGUUGCUGUUUUGCUUUUCAACAACAAUCACGUUAGAUUUUAGCUCCUGCAGCUGCCAGAAACUAGCAUGAACAUGAGCCAAGAAGCUGGUAAAAAAAACUCUACCAAAGAGCACAAGUGAAACCCGAAGUCACAUUUAAAGCUUCCCUCAGUCGUGACAUGCAGAUGAACUUCAGCGCUUAACUCCGAAGAAGUCCCGAAAGUGUUGGGUUACAUCAUAACUGCUACUGAGCUUGCAUGUCCAAUCAGAGCCAUGCGAUACGGUUGAAAGCUGUGGGAAAAAAGCUAAUAAGUCAACCCUGACAUGGCGUUGUUGUGCAAAGUGAGCCUUUACAUGUGAAAUUACACGUUUAAUGGUUGUUUUCACAUCAGGUUGCACUUCGCGACUUUGAUUUCACUCGAAAAACAUGCACAUUCUGUACACAUAAAACAGAGAUCAGUGGCGUCUGUGUGGUGAAAUUCUACUUCUUUUUUUUUUUUAACUCAUUAGCAUGUCCACAUGUUUUUUUUUUAACAAGCUGGAAGACAUACACUACCGUUCAAAAGCUUGGGGUCACCCAGAUGUCGUCAUGUUUUACAUGAAAAGUCACACUUUAAUUCAUGUGCUAACAUAUCUGUACAACGGUUUUCUAAUCAUCAAUUAGCCUUUUAGCUUGGUUAGCUAACACAAUGUAGCAUUAGAACACAGGAGUGAUGGUUGCUGGAAAUGUUCCUCUGUACCCCUAUGGAGAUAUUUCAUUAAAAAUCAGCCGUUUCCAUCUAGAAUAGUCAUUUACCACAUUAGCAAAGUCUAGACUGGAUUUCUGAUUUAUUAAAUAUUGUCUUCAUUGAAAAAUAUUGCUUUUCAUUCAAAACAAGGACAUUUCUAAGUGACCCCAAGCUUUUGAACGGUACUGUAUAAUGAGCAGAAUAAGCAGUGGGCACCAUGGUUGAUCUAAGGAACCAAUCCUGUCAGCCUACAAGGUGUUUCUCUGCAUCAUUAUUCUCUCCAACAGGUUUGGCUGAGGUACUCCAAUAUUAUAACUUCCCAUUGUGUAGAGUAGAAUAGCUUUACAGAGUUGUAGGUGAGCUUAUGUGCAGGGGAGGUUCAUAGAUCGGCAAAUUCCAAAGGUGACAAUGCAACAUCUAAGCCAAGCACCUAUUUUCAUGCAAAAAAAAAAAAAACAACAACUUCUAAAUAUGUAACUUAAAUACAUUGAAAUUAAAUUUUUAUGGAUUAAGUCAAUAGCAAGAGAGUGACACCACUUUAAAAAUACAUUUAAAGCAGCAAAUUAAUGAAACUCAAAACCAUUACCUAUUCAGAUGUUAUUUCUUUAAAUAUUACUGUUGGUCAUGUGCUUGCACUGCAGAAGUGUUGCAGAAGACCUCAGUAUCCUUAAUGGUGCUCUUAUGUAAGGGUGGAUCUAAGGGUUUUUCCUGCAUCAAGGCCCUUUGGUGGUACCCUGCAAGAGGAAUAAGGCAGCAUCAUAAUAUAUGUUUUAUUUACUCAAGCAUAACAGCCAUUUCAGCUUGCAUAGAUUUCUAUAUAAUAGAACCCAGACUCGUCGGCCUAACUAUAAAUGGAGUAAUUAUGCUUACUAGCCCUCUAACAGACCAAUUAUGAGCCAGAAAACCCGCCGAAUGUGUGAGAGGAGUAGACUAGAGCAGUUUUACAGUGGUUAAGCAGAUAUGUAGGUAAGCUUAUGUGCAGUGGAGGUUCAUAGAUUUGCAAAUUCUCGAGGCAACAAUGCAACAUCGAAGCCAAGGAACUAUUUUCAUGCAAAAAAAAAUUUAAACAUGUAACUUUAAUACACUGAAAUGAGGUUUUUCAGGGUUAAAUCAAUAGCCAGAGAGUGACGCCACAUUAAAAAUAUAUUUAAAACGUACAAAAAAAAUCUGUUCAGGUAUAAUUUCCAUGCGUUUGCAUUCUUAAACUGUAGUUUUGCUUCAUACCUCACUGUCUCUAAUGGUGGUUUAAUGCAACAGUUUUUCCUGCGUAGAGGACUUUUGUUGCCCCUACAAAAGAGCACAAAAAACAUGCUGUUUUUUUUUUUAUCAUUUACUCAAGCACAAUAGGCAUUUUAGGUCAUCAAAUAGCAUUAAAUUGCAUCUAUGUAAUAAUGCGACACAGACUCAUUAGCUUUACUAUACUCAGACUGAUCAUGCUUACUAACCCGCUUAAAGACCAAUUUUGAGCCAGAAAAACCCACUGAAUGUGUAGUGUUGUUUCCCAUGUGAUGCAUUCACGUGUUUUUUUUUAAAUAUAAAUGUAGAUAUUAUUGAUUAAAACAUUUAUUUUUCAGCUUAAUCCUGCUGAAUCGUUGCAGCCUGGAUAUGUUUAAAGCUUAUGGGAGCUGCAACUACAGAGUGUUUUUGGGAUUGAGCACUUUCUAUAAAACGAGAAAGAACAGCGAACUAUCGGACCUCCAUGAUGCUGCCAGAUGUGGUUGCCAGUUUGGUGCACAAAUGAUCUCACUUUAUGAUUGCAGACGGAACACUAAGCGGUUUAUAGAGUCCACUGUGCACCAACCAGGUGUUUGUUUCUCGCUGCUGCGGACUUAAAAUAUCCAUGGGGCUUUAAACCGACACCCGACCCUCCACCCAAAUAUAGGGGCUUUACUGGAUGCAGCAGGAUGGGGGUAAGAGGAGAUGGAGGGUUGGAGCUGAGCGUCCCAAACAAAGGCCUUUCACCUCGGCCCGGCGUGUCUGUCAUCUCGGCAUUGUGGGUCUCCUCCCGGACCACACACAAUAACACACCUGUAUCCUCGCAAAGACACAAGCCGUUGGAAACGAAGCGGCAGCGUCGGGAUGGUGUUACAGCGGGGAAACGGGAGCCGUGGCCAUGAAACAGGCACUUGUUCAGUUACUUCAUGGGGUUGUUGUGUUUGUGUGAAAGCGAUAGUGAUGUUGGUGGAAAAGAGGCCGAAAAAGCAGCACACGGAGGAGGAAAAACACCCGCCGAGCCUCGUUAAUUUAUUUAGAUCCACACAGCUCGGCUUACAUACAUAUUUCUUAACACUUUUUAAUGUCGAUAAGCGUCUCGGUUACAGUCCAAUUUUCUGUUCCCGUCCGUCUUUAAGCAGCCAUUAAUGAAAACCCGCUGAAAGGAGUAAUUUGACAGAAUCCUUUUCUCCUUUAAAGGGGAUCUGGUGGGUAUUUCCUCUAGAACAACCACUCCACUGACACAGACAGACACUCGGAUUCUUCUCUUCCUCCGUCUCGCCGCCUAAGUGGGCCAGAAAAACAUUCUUCACAUCGAAGACGGCCUCAAGUCGACAUUUUUGUGUGUCUGUGUGUGUGUUGUUUUGCGGUCCGGUCUUAAUCCCAGCUGAGUGGAUGUUGGUUUUUUUUUUUUGCUGUGUGAACCAGAGCGUCCCUCCUUUCUCCUCCCCUGAGAAGCUGCUUGAAUUGUCUUGAGGGCUUUCAUUUCCUCUUUUUCCUUGACAUCUGAUACUGCAGAUUAACCUUUUGAACCAAAAUAGUCAUUGCAGCGUCGAAAACUCAGAUCCAUGCAAAGUAUUCUUCAUUUUUUGGAGGGUCAUUUUGAGCCUAAUUACUGCAUUACUCCUUUUCCAAAGCAAACACUCCGAGUUUAGUGUGUUUUAGCUUCAAUGACGGAAAGAAUAUCGACUUUAAUGGCUCCGUCGUCCAUAUUGUGGCAUUUCCUAGUAGAAAGACUUGAUUAUGUUGCAGUAAUUACUCCACCAAGAAACGCAGUGGAGUUAUGUGAGGGUUGGUGUUGGUUUGUCUGUUUGUCUGUCUGUUCACAACAUUACUCAAAAACAGACUAAUGGAUUUGGAUGAAAUUUUCAGAGAAGGUCAGAAAUGACACAGGGACCAAGUGAUUAGACUUCGGCAGUGAUGCAGCUUAUAGUCUGGAUCCACGGAUUUGUGAAAGAUUUCUGUAUCAUUGUGAGAUAGCGGCAUUGUAACUAUGACAACAAGUGAACACUACGUCAGCUGUCUGCUGAUGAUCACAUGAUUGUGAUCCUACAACAAAUCCACCACUGUAGACUUAUCAGGACUUAUCCAGGAACAAACUGAUUGAAUUGUGGUGGACGUUUCCGAGCCCCAUCAAUUCCCGCCUCCUGCUACAUAUUUAGGUCACGCGAUUCGGUAUCUGUACAUAGCAUACACAUGCAUAACACAUGUCUGUGGUCAAUGAAACGUCAUUUAGUUUAUGGGAAUGUCUAUAUUAAACUGCCACAUUUUAUGUCAUCGUGGUUUCUGAUCAUCAAUAACUAGUAAAAAAUGCUGCAUUUCUACAAAAGAACUGCUGCAUAUCUGACAAUGCCAUAUGGGGGAAUGAACAGCCUUGGCGGAGGACUGCGUUCUCUAAGUGCUUUUCUCGUUACAUUCUGUGAUAAUCUGGCUAAUUUGUCUAAACAAAAAAUGGAAAAGCUUAUAACUAAAAGCCUGCAAAACCAAACUGCAUGUAUCAUUUGAAUGGUAGCAUCUUCUAGUUUCUGAAUUUGUGCUUGGUUAGCAUGAGGCUAGUACACAUGCUAAGUUACAUCAGUUCAAGCAUGAUUCCAAAACGUUUCCAUUUUUGUCUGUAAUACGUCAUGUUUGAUUACCAAUAAGUAGAAAGUGUUUAAGGCCAGGACUCUGCAAAUCACCACAGACUUUCUACAUCAUGUUGACCACAGAUAGGGGAAAUUUCAGACCUCUAGGCCUAACUUUUUUGGAAUUAGGGCUUGUGUCACAUGUCCAUAUUGGUAGAAAUUCUUUGAAAUGCAAGAAAAAAUGUGGCCCAUCCUUCUUCCAAAAUUGGAAAUGAACACGUAAAUAGUCCUGUUUUGUCUCACACAGUUGAAAUCCAAAAGAAAUGCUGUCACUUACCAAAUAUUUGCGUUCCAGAAACCUGCUGGCUAAUUGAUUUUUGGUCUGGAUGUGCUGCUGUGGUCAAACAUUCCAAUGGAGAAGCGUCUGUCGUUGAUGAAACAGUUAAAAGAUGCAUUUACUGCCACGAUAAAGAUGGAAUUUCCACAACUGGCCAACCCACGUGUUAUUUUUAUUACUAUUUUUAUUUCCUAUCUGAUCUACGAAGCAUCAGCAGACCAGUGCGGCUCAUGAAAGCUCCUCUUAAUGGUGCCUUAUCACCAAAAACCCUGUGACACUUUCUGUUAAUUCAACUACAGCUAAUAAAGCAGAUUUACAGUGUUCAUGUGACAUCAGUGAUUUGUUUCUUGACAGCUGCUUCUGGGCUUCGGGGGUCAUUAAAAAUAUCCCAACACAUGAAGGACUGUGAAAACCUUCAGCACAAACAGCGAUAUAUCUGUUAAAAUCCACAGUAAUAAAGCUCUCCAGCCUGAAGCACUGAUUUAAUACUGGCCUGCCUUUAAACCUGUACAUUAAUGUCUUAUUUUGUUCUUGGUUCUACCUGCAGUUUCUUUCUUUGAUUUUGUUUUUCUGUCUAGCGAUGAAAUUAUUAUUAUUCAAAGAUGAUUUUAAAGCACUUUUUGCUCACCGACUCUCACUUGUACAUCUAUAUGAAUAUGUAAAUGACUGAGAUCAUAUUGGAAAACAAAAGCUUGUAUUUUUGUUACGGCUCUGAAGUUUUGGUGGGAAAUAAAGAAAGUUGAAAACUGAA